Neocloeon triangulifer is the source of this 1563-nucleotide messenger RNA. RefSeq names its product caspase Dronc-like. Bases 124 to 1425 code for a protein of 433 amino acids. NCBI's taxonomy places the organism in Eukaryota, Metazoa, Arthropoda, Insecta, Ephemeroptera, Baetidae. Gene Ontology annotation, molecular function: cysteine-type endopeptidase activity. The record is from RefSeq and is a predicted model, not a curated record. Gene Ontology annotation, biological process: proteolysis; regulation of apoptotic process. The transcript is spliced from 9 exons.
UGGUGGUUGCAUAUGUUCUGAAAUAACUGACGGGAGUAAACAAAUGGAGAAGACAAGUCUUAUCUUUGCUGGAUAAAGAACUCGGCACUCGCGGGGAUAAGUAACACCAAGAGUAAAAUUACGAUGGAUCAAAACAAUGGCAUGCUGGAGGAAGACAAGGAGAUUAUAAACACAAACUUCGAUAAACUGGUGGCCUCAACAAGUCCAGUUAAUCUUGAAAGGAUUGUCGACACUCUCGUACAGUAUGGAAUUUUCCCGGAAGAGGCAGUCAAAAAGUACUCGACGGAGAGUCAGAAUUUAAAAACCCGAAAGAUGGAAUUUUAUUUGGACAUUCAAAGACAGGGGCCGUUAGCGUUUGAAAAGCUUAAACAUGCCAUGAGUGCCUGUGGUUACACCGAACUACUAAAUAUCCUGCAGCCUUGUGAAUUGCACAUUCAUCCAUCUUAUGCAGCUUACACAGGGGCUCGACCGUCACAUUUCCCGGAAUACAUGAAAGAAUCAAUUCCUCACUCGUUACUUGACACCAUUGACCAGUUCCAAGGCGCCAGCAUUAACCUUAGCACAGAAGCAAUUGAAGUUUCAGUCCGAAAGGCUGAGCAAAGGCAUGACUUGAAAAUUUCCAAAUCUCCACGAUACCGAUGUGGCUCAAGUCCGAAAGGCCUUGCAUUGAUUAUUAACAUUCGUGACUACGAGGACAAAAAUCAUUCGCGUCGUCGUGGUGCUGAGCACGAUGACAGAAACAUGGAAGAGCUUUUCAAACAGCUUGGUUACGACACCGAGGUUCACAUUGAUCUCGAAAAAAAGGAGUUUAUGGAUGUAAUCAAGACUUUUGUGUCUAAUCCUAAACACUUUCAAGUUCACACUUGCAUGGUGUCAAUCAUGUCUCAUGGCCGGAUGCUGCAACCUGAGGCUGAAGAUAAUGUGACGUCUGUUUUUAUUGCAAGUGAUGGAAAGACUAUUCCCUACACAUGGGUAGUAGAUCAGUUUGAUGCUAAAAACAGCCCCGGACUUGUGAACAAACCAAAAGUAUUUUUCUUCCAAGCGUGCAGAGGUGAAACAAAAAGUGCAAUUGUGAAACUAGCGUCUCAUCGACUUGUGCUGAAUGACACAACAGAGGCUGAUGGCCAAGGUUGCUUGCCACCUCCUGUCCGACGUCUCUCGGAUAUAUUGAUAGCUCAUGCAACCCCCAGAGGAUUUGUUGCAUUACGAGAUGUGAACCGAGGAAGUUGGUUUAUACAGAAAGUGGUGGAAGUUUUUAUGAACAAAGCCCACAACACUCAUGUCUAUUCCAUGCUCCAGGAAGUGGACAAUGCGUUGUCCAGGUGUAUCACUGGCGACUCGCUUUCGCAAACCAUGUGCAUUGAACAAAUCGGCUUUAACCAUAAAUUAUUUUUGUCUCCUGGACUUUUUGACAAAGAGGACUAAAUUAAUGUCACAAUUUUAAACUAAAACAACAUUACCCAUAUUUUAUAUUAAUUAAUUAACAAUUUAGUAUCUAUGCUGAUCUCUUUUAAAUCAAACCACAUGUUUUAUUUUUGAAAUAAAAAUUUGUGCUUCGUAUAA